Messenger RNA from Hippoglossus stenolepis (Pacific halibut), 8428 nucleotides. It is a transcript of the gene sorbs2a, whose product is annotated as sorbin and SH3 domain containing 2a. The record is from RefSeq and is a predicted model, not a curated record. Gene Ontology annotation, cellular component: plasma membrane. The coding region runs from base 680 to 5701 and encodes 1673 amino acids. NCBI's taxonomy places the organism in Eukaryota, Metazoa, Chordata, Actinopteri, Pleuronectiformes, Pleuronectidae. Gene Ontology annotation, molecular function: protein binding. The transcript is spliced from 27 exons.
AAACGGAAACGAGGGGCAGGCUCGGGACAUUUCUGGAGAAGACGCGGUUGGUGCCAUGCGGUGACGAGCCUCCUCCUCCUCCUCCUCUUCUUCUUCACUUCUCCCUGCUCCCUGGAGGGUUUGUGUCGUGAGGAGGAACAGGGAGGUGGGAAGGGGACGGAAGAGGGGGGCUACAACCGCAUUGCUACCCGAGCCCCGGCUCUCCUCUGACCCCCGGCGAGGAGGAAGAGGAGGAGAAGCAGCAGCAGCAGGAGGAGGAGGAGGGAGGGAGUCAACAUCCAUGCGCGCUGACAAACAGGUGUACGGUUUCAUCACCGGGACGCGGCGCUAGCUAACGAGCCGCCGCCGCCGCUUCCUCUGCUUCUUCUGCUCUCUGCGUGUUUUCCCCUCCGGGUGAGGACCUCCGGAGGUUUCCCCACGGAAGAGGCCGGACACCUGCUGACAUGUUGCGGGAUUAGAGGGAGCGAAGCAAGGCGUUAAACGGGAGGGAGAUCUGGGAAUAAAGCUUGACCCGGAGGAGAGACUUAACCCUGAGCCGAGAGCAGAGGAGAGGAAGGAAACGGGGCUUGAACCUCCUUGCUCACCUUUACCUGACUCUUCUUAGCAAGUCUCCAGUCUGUUGAUUUUAUGACGGAAAGUGUGUCCCCCUGCAGUAGAUCAGUAAGAAGUGCUCUUCAAUAUGAAUACAGAUAGCGGAGGAUGCGCUCCCAAAAGCGUGGCCUUGUCACUCAUACUCUCUCCCAUGAAGAGGGUCCAGAGCUCACCAAAUCUAGCCACAGGGAGUGAUUCUCACUCAUCAGACUUAGAUUCUUGGCGGUCACGCAGCGUAACAGAUGGCCUUAAGAACGGAGACGCCUGCAGCUCAUCUCUCGCCGCCAAAGGCUUCCGAAGCGUCAGACCCAACCUGCAGGACAAAAAGUCACCGACACAGGACAUCAGUCACUUGCCGUUGCCCCCCCCCAGGAGAGAGAGUUUCCACUUCUCGCCCACUGGCACUAAUCCACCAGACUAUAGCUCCCUCAUUGCCCUGGCUAACGAUUCUGGCCCUGGAAUGCUAACAUUCACUCACAAUGAGAAAGCAGUAUUGAAAGAGUCCUUCACGAUUAAUAGCACAUCCUCUUACUCCUAUUCAGAGACCGGUGCAAACCCAGUCCAGCAGGAACACCAGGUCCCAAAUUAUAUAUUUAACUGUAUUGAAUCUGCAACCUCUAAUAAUAAACAGGUCCAGGAGCGUAAAGUGGCUUCGCUCAAACUAACUCCGGUCACUAUCCCUGACCCUCCUGCUCACCUCAACUCUUACCUUGAACCCCGAACUAAGACCCAGACCGCAUCUUCCCCACCUCCACCAAGGGGUCCCACUCCCACUCAGCCCCCGACAAGGACAUCCUCGCUCUCUGUCCACCUGGGCCCUGAGAAUCGGAAAAAUCCAGAGCGUCAACCUCCAAAUCCAACAGCGGAAGUCCUGGUCCCAGAUCGAGUCCUAUAUCAGGCCUCAGGUCCGGCCGCAUCGCAGGUGGAGAUGACGAAGCCUCCUCCUGCAGUUCCACCAAGACCUUCUCCUGCAAAACUGUUGAGGCCUCCAUUCCCCACUGCUUUGCACUCCCCCUACCACAGCUCAGAAUCACUCGACUACCUGUCUGGCCUCAUGCCCAAGACCCUAUCGCCCACCCCCUAUGUCCCUAGCGGAGCUAGCGGCACAGCCGGUGUGAGCAUCGGUGGCUUCGUGUCACCCUCGGCUUCCCCCGUGUCAGCUCUCAGCCACUACUCGUCCUCCACGGCGGGUCUGCUGGACGAGCUGCAGAUCUGUAGCCUGGACUCACCCGGCUCCUCACCCACGCCAUCGCCCACCCUCAGCCAUGUCUCAACCUACACGUCCACUGCUGGCCCUGACGAUGCGCUAACAACCUCUGUGGCCUCCACUGCUGCAACAGCCACUGUCACUAACGGCCAGGUCCUCUCUCACGCUAUGAAUGGAAGCGCAAGCCAUCCACAGAGACCCCUGUCUCCCCCGUCCUAUCCUCCUCUCCCCGCCUCACUGCACACUGGGCUCCAGAGACAGAGCCGGAGUUCGGAGGGCAGAGAGUCUGUCACCAGAGAGUCUGUGGUGUUGGGCCACACCAGUUUCAGCAGCACUGUGCCCAUUGCCUCCUUCUCGGAAGAAGAAAAGAAGGUCUCCAUCAUUAAAGCCCCUCAUUAUGAAGGCAUCGGCCCCGUGGAUGAGUCCGGCAUUCCUAUCGCCAUCCGCACGACGGUGGAUAGGCCUAAGGAUUGGUACAAAACUAUGUUCAAACAGAUCCACAAGGUUCACAAAGCAGACGAUGACUACUCUGACACAUACAACGCAACUUAUGCUGUCAUUAACAAUGAUGACUACAGCCUUUCAUCCACCGCCGCCACCACCAUGGCCCACCCGGCUCCCCGGACACACACAUACAGGCCGCUGUCCAAGAGCCCCUCAGACAAUGGAGGACACCUUGGUCCUCGAGAACCUUCUCCGUCCCCUGUACCCCCACCACCUCCACCCAUGCCGUCCCUCCUGCAGCUGAGGGCCAGAGAUAGCGACCGCGAGAAAGAUUCCCCAGACAUGAAUGAAUGGGGUCCUCCUGACAGGAAAGUUGACACACGAAAGUACCGCGCGGAGCCCAAGAGUAUUUUUGAGUACGAGCCCGGGAAGUCCUCUAUUUUGGAGCAUGAAAGACCAACCUAUGAUGACAUAGAUUUAGAGAACGAGCCUUGGUAUAAGUUCUUUUCCGAGCUGGAGUUUGGGCGGCCGCCUCCUAAAAAACGACUGGAUUAUAAUCCAGACAUCUCCGCCCGCCAGCGCAUUGAGACGUCCCUGCACAUCGCUCCCGCUGACAAGGCUCUGGAGAGACCUGCGAGUGCUGCCAGCGACUACAGGAAGAGAAGGAAGUCGGAGCCGUCAAGUUCCCAGGUGAACGCUCCGUCUCAGAGCAGAGCUGCAACUUCCCCCAAACCAGUGGAUGCCUACAGACCCAGCAGCAGCUUAAAGAAGAACGUCAUUCGUUCCUCACCAUCCUCGCCAUCCAGAGCCAAAGGUGGGGACGCAUGCAACAUGUAUUCAAACAGUUUGACCUCCCCAGGUCCACAUCCGGGCCCCUAUGUGCCCCCUGUCCCUUCUGACUCUGUUCAUUGCCAUGAGGACGGGAGCCCGGAUGGCAGCUCCUCCUCCAAGCAGUCUGUCUACUGUAAGAACAGUUGGCCGACAAAACGCACGGAUUCCGAGACAUGGACCGGUGCGGAGGAGGCGCCGCCCUCCUCUGGCAAAAUCAGGUCCCGCAGCUGUGAUGACUUACUCAGUGACGGGCAUUCUGGCUCAGGUGGGCGCAAUGCCCCCCGCUCAGAAAGUGCUGGGUCACUGGUGUGUGAUGGGAAUCCCUCAGGUUCAACUGGAUCCACUUCCACUCGCUCAUUACCUCGACUCCACCGGCGACGGGCGCAUGAUUCACCAGGCUUUCUGCAGCUCUAUCGUAAAAUGCAUCAGAUUGAUCGAGCUCAGCUGAUCCCGUCCGAUAUCAUCCGCUCAGUCCGGGCUCGUAUCCUGGAUCUGGAGCGCCAACCUCACCUGCUUCGGCACCGCCUCUCCCCAUGGACACCCUCAUGGGGCGUGGAGGUGCCUACCGAUACGGUGCCAAACCGCAUUUCUGAAUAUGAGCGCCUUAUUCAGAAAUCCAAAUCCAUGCCCAACUUGGGUGAUAGUGAGGGGCCUUCAGGCACGACUACACCAGGUGGCUCAUCAUCCCGAGCCAGCAGCGGUGGUGGUGCCACACCCAUUUUUCCAAAACGCCGUUUUUCCAUAGAAUCUUUACUAGAAGAAGACAUCAAGAGCAGCAGUGGACCAGUACCUCAUACCAUGGAUCCCUUACAUCGACCUCGUAGCCCACCUGAGGGCCAGCCUCGUGGGCCAGAGCCACGCCAUCUUCGGUCCUUUCCUGCUCCUCCGAUCCCCCAAAUCCCGCAAGCCAACCCAGACUACUCUGACAGUGAACAAGACGCCAUUGCGUCAGACCUCAGUGACUUCAUCCAGGUGGAGGGCUCCUCUUUUUGCAGUGAGAGUGACUUUGACCAUUGCUCACUAACCUCCUCUGAGAGCUUGUACGGCUCUUCCUCCCUUCACCACCACCACCACCUCCGUCACCUCCACCACCAUCACCACAGCCACCAAGCUGGUCACCAGAAUGUGGGGCAGAGUCAGGGGUACCAACACCGCCACCUCAUCAGCACCUGCAAAGGCCGCUGCCCAGCUUCUUACACCCGUUUCACAACGAUGCUUCGCCAUGAGAGAGAACGAGCGCGUCAGGAGCACCAGAGACCUCCACAGCCGAGCCGCGGCAGCCAUUCCCAAAUCCAGAGCUCGCAGUCCCAGCAAGCGAUGUCCAAGCUGGCCUUCCUGGUCAGCCCAGUGCCUUUCCGCAGGAAAAAGGGCUCACCACCUACCUCUAAAAGAAUCAGUGGUGGCGGCGGUCGAGGCAGCAGGCCCAAGUCAAAACAGGACAUUUACGAAGCACUAGAUGAAGCGCUGAGAGACAUAUAUGAGCACAUUCAAUCAGAGAGAGGCCAGAGAGGCACCCGGGCCCCUGAUGACAGCAUCCUGAGGAGAAUACUGGCUGAACUGCUGCCAAACGUGCCUGAACGAAGCUCCUCAUUGCGGGGGAGGAGGGGGUGUUGGCAGGGGGGUCACUCUUCCGCAUCAUUGUACCCAGACGGGAGCCCCACGGAGAACGCCUCGUACAGAGAGGAUCCAUCCACACCGCGGCUACAGUCACCAAUCAGUGCCUGUUACGGACAGCACUUGGACACCUCAAACAAUAAUGAAUAUGAAGAGGAGCAGGGCAAUGGAAAUGGUAUCUGUUAUUCAGACCAGGAUGUCUCCAGGAGUUAUUCCACAAUGGACGGACGCCACACGCCCCAGAGUACAAGAGCUACUCCUGACAGAGAGGUCUCCCAUAAACAGAUGACACAACUUAUUCUGUUCUCUCUCCUCCAUCAGAAACAGCCUGCAAAAGCCAUUUAUGAUUUUAAGGCACAAACAGCUAAGGAGCUGACAUUUAAAAAGGGUGAUGCGGUAAACAUCAUCAGGCAGAUAGACAACAACUGGUAUGAGGGAGAGCACCGAGGACGGGUGGGGAUAUUCCCCAUAUCAUAUGUAGAGAAGAUGCCGUCCACAGAGAAGCAGCAGCCGAUCCGUCCUCCUCCGCCAGCACAUGUCAGAGAGAUCGGAGAGGCAGUGGCUCGCUAUAACUUCAAUGCGGACACCAACGUGGAGCUGUCUCUCAGAAAGGGUGAGAGAGUCAUUGUGGUAAGGCAGGUGGAUCAGAACUGGUAUGAGGGCAAGAUCCCAGACUCAACCAAACAUGGCAUCUUUCCCGUGGCCUACGUUGACAUCAUCAAGCGCUCCCCGUCCAAGAGCUCCGACCACCACAUAGACCUGCGUGGGCACCUUGGCCAGAGGACGCCAAGCAGUACAUCCAGCAAGCGAUUAGUCCAGGAUGCUCUACAUGGCGGAGGAGACCCGUACCAGGCCGUGUACAACUACACGCCUCGCAACGAGGAUGAGCUGGAGCUGAGGGAGGGCGACAUCGUGGAUGUGAUGGAGAAGUGUGACGAUGGCUGGUUUGUCGGGACGUCUCGAAGGAGCAAGUUGUUUGGAACCUUCCCAGGAAACUACGUGAAGCAGCUAUAAUGAUGAUUCCACACCCCCGCCCUCCUCCUCCUCCUCCUCUUCGCCUCGCCCCCUUCUGUGACACGUUCAUCGCCCUCAGCACAGCACCUGCAGGACGCCGCCUCCCCACAGUGCUCAGCAGAGACCCGUCGCACAUCGCGUUCGCUCGUACGUGCGGCUCGUUGGCUUCACGCGAACAGAACUCUUUAGCUCUAACUCGCCAUCUUUAACGGAAGACUUCUAUAAGAUGCUGUUGUUUUUUUAAACCUAUCUUUUUAUCCUUAUUUUUCUAUCGCGGAGAAAAAACCCAAACCUUUGUGCUCCGGUCAGUGACCUUUAACUUUCCACAGCGAUGGAAUGACAGCGAGGCAGCACGAGGCAGUGAUGCUUUUCUUUCUGUUUCAGCUGUUUAAGGGCAGUAAGAUCACCGCUGUCACCUUUUUUUAUCAGAUUUUUUUUUGGUGUAUAUUUAACUUAAAACACUUGUCACAUUUCAUUUCAGUGUUCAAUCACAAAGAUCGACAAAGACGUUGAGUACAGAGAGUGUUGCACAAACGGUAUUCUGUCCGCACGUCUGUUUCAUGGACUGUGUUGUGGGGCUUGCAGCCAACACGGUGCAUCAAAAAGGUAAAAGGAGUAACAUGUGGAGCAGACAUGUGUGUGUUACCCCAUGUAUUGAUCAGUACAUGUAUCAUACUCGUGCAAAUAUUUUGAAUAUUGCAAACGAGGAAGUAGAAAAAUAUAGUAUUGAAACUCUUCUACUGUCUGUCCAAACAUAAUCCAUUAGAUUUCAAGUGUAACAUUUGAAAACAAAGAUUUUUCGUCUCCACACUAGGUUUGAUGCACUUUAACGCAAUUUUAACACAACGUUGUGUUUCUGUUUUGUUUCAAAUUUCACUUCUGAUUUCAUACACCAGAGGUCGCCAUGACUCUGGGGCUCAUUGGGGGGAAAGUGUAUGCAAAAAGGUUACCGACCUUUUCUAGGUAUUAUAUUUAUUAGAGGAACGAACGCUGGUCAAACUACGUGAUGAGAUGAUUUUAGAACAUGUUGCUCUUUUUAACAUAUUCUAACAGCAGCAAGACCCACAUUUGAAGGAAUGUUAUUUUAUUGUCAAGUGUCAUUGUCCAGAUCAUAGACUGUGUAUGAAGAGGGAUGAGCCCCCCCCCCCGGAGCCAGAGUCUGCUCAGUAGACAUCAACACAAAAUUUGUAGAUAAGAUAUAAUAUGUUUACAAAUCCAUAAACCACCAUAAACCUCCUCUACAGGUUUUUCCUUCAGUUCAGACACGGUAUCCAGGUCCCGCUGAUGUGCGCAUUCGACCAAUCACGAGUCUCGGAUGUCAAUCAUGAUGUUUCACCCAAUUUUGAAAGCAUCUAACCAAAGUUGAGCAAGUGUGACGAGCACGACCCAAAAUGACAAGAACCAUCUUUUAGAUAAAUGUAUUUGACACGUCCCUUUGACUUUUUUAGUGCGGCUCAUGUCCCAUCAACUAACACGGAGGAGGCAGGGUUAACGAGCUGUACUGCAGGAAGCCACUAGGGGGGGCAAUUGAGACGCUUUGGCUUCACUUUUGGGGAGCUGUCAUGUCGUCCAUCUCUACAUAUAUACAGUCUAUGGUUCAGACAGAGACUGAUGUUAUGUUGAAUUUAUUUAAGUCUGUUACUAUAUGAGAUAGAAUUUUAUCGAAAUAACUUCGGUCGUGUAAACUGCAGUUUUUCUUCCCACUAGACGUUGGUUGGCGGCUUCUUUUCCGAGUCCGAGUGAAUAGGUAGCGUGUCACUGUUCAUGUGUUUUAUAAACCAUUUGGAGUUAUUGGCUAAUCUCCAUCUUAGCUUGUCACGCACAGCGAAUGAUCAGUUUUUACUUGUCAUUGUUUUGUUUUCUUCUCAUUUUUGUGUUUUCACGAAAGACGGACACUGACAACAAAACCAAUGUUAAAGCACCUUAAAGUAUAUUUUGUUUCAUCAUCCGUUGUCCUCCAUGUCACCCCCCCACCCCCACCCACCCACCCCCUCACUGUCAUCCACUGUUUCCGAUGGUGUGAGAACACUUGGUGUGUUACGUGUGUGUGUGUGUGUGUGUGUCUGUGGUGUUUUUGUAAGCCUUUUUUGUAUGAGAGCUGUAAAAUGGCCAACAUCCACUUUGCUUUAUAAACUCAGCUUUUUCUCACCCACCAUCAUAUUCGGUUUCCUCUCCUUUCUUCACCUGUUCGUCACCGGUGGUGCUAAUUUUCCACUUUGUGUAUCCCCCGGCGUUAGGCCUUUAUUUCCCCCUGCUCCGGUUCUUUGUUGUUUUCAGAGUCAGUGACGUAUUUAGACUGAAGUUACUGUAGGUAGAUUGAGUUGGUGAAUUGCUGCCUUACGUCCAACUCCCAAGUUUAAUAGCCAUGUAUAUGUGAGCCUCUUCUGUGAUGCAAAAAAAAAGAAUCAUUUAUGCAUUAAUGUAGUGUAGAAAACAUCAGGACAGUGUUUGACCGUGUGCACAUAAACUCAACAGUGAUGAAACUUUCAGUAAGCAUCUAAUCUGCCUCUCAUGCGACAACCGGGGGGACAGAUUUGGACUGAGGGCAUUUAAUUGACUCCUGAGAUGUUUAUACAUAUAACGAAAGUGUAAAAUCUUCUAUGUUGUUCAUGUUAAUAUCCAGAUUCCAUGCACACACUUGGACCUAAGUAUUUCUACAAUAUCUUAGCAGUUAUUGGAUGGUUUUAUGGGGCUGUAUUGCUAAUAAAAUCACGCUGGUAGAUUAAA